AUGCCAGAGUUUGGCCAAUGUGAUGAUCCAUCAUGUAAUGAACAAGCUGUUCGUUUAUUUGAUUGUGCUCAUCAUUGCAAGAAAAUGAUUUGUCUUCAACAUUUAAUUGAACAUGAUCGUUUAGUUGAAAAUAAUAAACGACAAUUAGAAAUUGUUCAACUAGAACUUAAACGUCUUUACUCAAUUUAUUCAUCAUUAAUUGAUGAAGAUAAAAUUCGCUAUGAAUAUGAACAAAAAUUAAAUGAUUAUCAAAAAUUAGUAAAUGAAGUUAAUACUCUAUUAGAAAAUAAUUCAAAUGAUAUUGAACAAUUUCGAUUAGUUAUUGAAAAACUAAAACAAACAAUUAAUGAUAAACAAAAACAAUCAAGCGAUUCUUUGACUAUUGUUAAAGUUGAACCGAUUGAAGAGAUCGCAUCAUCAACGACAAUGGAUUUAGAAAGUAUUGAAAAUACAAACGCAAGAAACCAGUCAAACAAUAAAACAACUAUUGCCACCGAUGAUGAUGAUGAUGAUAACAUUAACACAAUUCUUCCAAUGCAUCGAAUUGCUGGUCUAUGUCCACUAUGGAUGAAUGGCUCCUAUGGUCUUAAUCAAAAACAUCAUUUUCAUCGUUUGUGUCGAAAAAAACGUUUCUCUGAUUUAAGCAAUCAUAUGCGUCAAUAUCAUAGUUUAUUAACACCUAUUGCUAAUAUUAUUGCAAGAGCUGUUGAUUCGAAAAUACCCGUUAGAAAACGUUUAAUUCCGAAUGAUUUACAGGUUACUGAUCCACGACGAAGUUUUUUUUGUCCAUUACGUGUUGAUUGUGAAAAUCAAUAUUGGUUUUCAGCAUCAUCUCUUCGAACUCAUCUUAUUGAUGUACAUCAUAUGAAUCAAUCGAUGGCAGAACUAAAAAUUAAAAGAAUAAAAAUAUUGAAUAAAAAUAAACCAAUGUCAAAAAUUAAAAAUAGAAUCUUGGAAAUUAUUAGAAAAAUUGAAUCAACAAGCGAAGGUCAAAAGUAA
Molecule: messenger RNA, 999 nt
Organism: Rotaria sp. Silwood1
Lineage: Eukaryota; Metazoa; Rotifera; Eurotatoria; Philodinida; Philodinidae
Source: the annotation of a GenBank genome assembly